Molecule: messenger RNA, 600 nt
Organism: Brenthis ino (lesser marbled fritillary)
Lineage: Eukaryota; Metazoa; Arthropoda; Insecta; Lepidoptera; Nymphalidae
Source: the annotation of a GenBank genome assembly
AUGUUAACUUUACACCGUCAUGUUUUCACAAACAUUCAUCGCAACAUUAAACCAUCGAUUAUACCAAGCAGAUCUUUUUGGGAGUACGUUAAUAUGAUGUUUAAUAAACCUGAUCCAGAACGUAUAAAAAAUGUGGGACCAGACAGAGCCUGUGCAGAAUGGGUAUUGAAAAACGGAGGCAAGGUUGUAUGGUCCGAUGGAAAACAACUUGAUGACUAUAAUUUAUUACCAUCAGACGCCCAGUCUAUGCCAAAAAUCGUAGAAAUAGAUGGUACAACAUCAUCUAUUUCUCAUUAUGGAUUUCCACAUUUAAGUGGCUGCACAAGAUUGGAGAAAAUAGUACUCCAUGACAAUAAGUAUAUUGAUGACAGAGCAAUGAAAGGUUUAGCUUAUGGACAUGCUACACUUUUGUAUGUACAAGUAUCAAAGUGUAUAAAUGUAUCAGACAAUGGCAUAAAAGAAAUUAAAUCAUUGAAAAAUCUAAAAACUUUAAUACUAUUCAGUCUGCCUAGUGUUAAUAAUCUUGAUGAGUGCAAGCAAUACCUUCAAACACAUUUGCCAAACUGUAAAAUAAAAGGUCAGGAAGAGAAAUUGAACGGU